Molecule: messenger RNA, 519 nt
Organism: Camelina sativa (false flax)
Lineage: Eukaryota; Viridiplantae; Streptophyta; Magnoliopsida; Brassicales; Brassicaceae
Source: RefSeq, a predicted model, not a curated record
AUGAAUGGAAUAACUGAUUGUGCUCCUGCUGCAACACCUCUACCAUUAGAACUUCAGAAAGUCAAAGGACAAGAGGACAUGUUCGAUAAUCCAACUUUUUUCAGAAGUUUGGUUGGCAAACUGCAAUAUCUCACUCUGACUAGACCGGAUAUUCAAUAUGCAGUCAAUUUGGUGUGUCAAAGGAUGCACUCACCUACAGUGGCAGAUUUCAGUCUCCUCAAAAGGAUUAUUCGAUACAUCAAAGGUACCAUUGAUCAUGGUCUUUCUUUCAGUCAAAAUACUGAUUCUACCUUACGUGCCUACAGUGACAGUGAUUGGGGUGGCUGUCAAAGUACUAGUCGGUCCACAGGAGGAUUCUGCACAUUUCUUGGCUCAAAUAUCAUUUCUUGGUCGGCUAAACGUCAACCAUCAGUCUCACGAAGCUCCACUGGAGCAGAGUACCGCUGCCUAUCCGACACUGCAGCUGAAGUAAACUGGAUAAGAGAUCUGUUAGAGAACAUUGGCAUGCCUCCUUCUUAA